Molecule: messenger RNA, 7581 nt
Organism: Symbiodinium sp. CCMP2592
Lineage: Eukaryota; Dinophyceae; Suessiales; Symbiodiniaceae
Source: the annotation of a GenBank genome assembly
AUGGAGCCGAGCGGUGCCGCAGCACCUGCCCAAGCGAAGGCUGCAAAUGAUCAAGGUGGGGUUGGUGAGUUCACUUUCCCGCCUUCGCCGCCUCCAGGGGUCAGCGACCUCGCAGGCGAUGUGCCCUUACCUCAGGUUUUCCCAGGCUGUGGCGAAUCGUCUGAAGGCAGCUUUAGUCGUGUCAGCUUUGGCAGUGAGUGUGUUGAGAACGACCUGCACUUCCCUCUGCUUGAGUUCCCAGAAGACUGGGAAGACGAUGCACCCGAAAUUGCCACAGCUCGGACGCCUAUGGACUUGGAGUCUGUGGAGCGGUCAAACAGGGAAGUGGCAAGUCUGAUGCGAGACAUUUUCGGAAGCGACGAUUCUCAUGUCGAGAAUGUGGAAUCGAGGACAGCUUCGGCCUCGGCUGCGCCCUGUGAGCAGGCGGCUUCUUCGAUCCCCGAUCUUGACCAGGCUAUGUCGAUUGCACAUGCAGAUGCCUCUGCAGAUGGGAUUAGCUUAGCAGCUUCAGGAGAGUUUGUGUCGACCGCUGGUGUCGCUGAUGAUGCACUGGGUUCCUUUGUAGGAGGGCUCGUCAAGCAAGAUGUUGCUAGAUUCGGCAGACUCGACGAUGGUCUUAAGCUUCCGUGGGAGAGUGAGUUCUCCAAGCUGCUUUUCGACCCAGAUUGCGUGUGGGACCCGUUGCAAGGCCGAAAGCAGGACUCGAUCUUUCCGCCCAUCACGCAUAAUGCCCAGGCUGCCCAUCGACCUCCAGCAGGACCCAAGGAGGCUCCUUUAGGUUCGAUUUUCGCUUGGGCCAUUACGUUGGGUGCUGCAGCUCGCGAUCCCGCCGCAGAGCGAGAGCGAAAGAGGGAGCAAGGGAUCGGAAUGUGGAGUAGGUGCAGUCUGCUCGCCGGCGCCUGGCUCUUGCUUACAACCGUCCUUGACAUGAGUGACUCCGCUCGCCAGGUCGAUGAGCUUCUCAACACCAUUGAUCUUACAGAUGUCGGGGGGAUUGAGGAUCAAGAAGCCUGUUCAGUCGUGCCAGAGUCUGACCAGAACAUUCCUGCUGCACCAAGCUUAGAUCAAGAGAUUCCGGACAACCAGCUGUUGUCAUUUCUUGAAGAUGAUGAGGUGUGGGACGGCCGAUCCCCUAGCGCCCCAGACCCUUCUUGUGCUGCUGAGAUUUCUGAAUCGGAGAGGGAGUGGUACUUGAUUGCGGGGUCGUUCGGGGCAGCCGCUGCGGAGUGCGCGCCUAGUGAGCCGUCACCACCGAACUUGGAGCCAGAGCAAACUCUGGCGGUCCCGGCCCUGGACAGCAUCGCCGAGGACCAGUUGCAGCAGAGUGCCGUGGGGCAUAUCCAUAAGAGGCUCCGCUUGGAAGCCCCACUCCUCCCGUGGGAGACACAACCGCUUGCCGCAAUCUUCGGGGGCCCAUCUUGGCAUGACACCUUGCAGCGCCGGAUCAAUUUGGAUCUAAUGCCUGGGGUAGGUAGUGCCGACGUCCUUAAGCCUGCCGUGCCUAAGGUUCCUGCCCCUAAGCCCCAGAUCGUAGCAGCGUCACUUGCGAACCGUCUUCACCGCUUCCGGCCGGAGGCUUCAGACGAAGAUGUUCGCAAUCUUGCCUUAGCCAAGCUCAAGGUAUUGAUUACUAGUGACCCUCUUGCCAGUGAGCUGGGUAAGUCCUUGAUUGAUAAGCUGGGAGGUCUGGUGCAAGAGGCUGUGGUAGCUCAGUCCUUUGCAGAUGCUUUCCGUGCCAAGGCAUCAUCCACGCUCAAUGGGCAUGCUUGUGCGCUCACACGGUUCAGCGCGUGGUGUGCUCGCCAGGCGGCAGAACCUCUUCGAGUUGAUGAGGAGCAGCUAUAUGCGUACUUGUGUGAAAUGCGGUCCUCCAACCGGGGGGCUACUUCAGGAAACAAGUUUUUGCAUUCUCUGACUUUCUUGGAGUACUCCGUUGGAUUGAUCUUCUUGUCAACUGAUGUGGUGGUAUCUGCGAGGGUUCGGGGCGUAGCUCGUGACAUGGCCCUCACCAAGGCUCCGCUGUCUCAGAGGCCCCCACUCACUGUGGAACAGGCUGCGGCACUUGAGGCCCUACUUGUUAACGACCUGAACGAUACUGACGCCUGUGUGCUGGGCCAGAUACUCUUUGCUGUCCACUCUGCCGGCAGGUGGAGGGAUAUCCAGGGGUUGCAGUCCGUGGAUGUCUCCGAAGGUUCUGAGACCACCCUGUUGCUUGCAAAUGGCCUGAAGAGCAAGACCACCCAUACGGCUGAGGCGCAAAGGAGGCUCUUGCCGUACGUCGCAAUCUCCACUGGUGUCUCGGGUUAUGACUGGGGUGACCGAUGGCUCACCGCCCGAAGGAACGAGGGCCUUCAGUGGGGAGGCGACUUCUGCCUCCCUUCGUUCUCCUUGAGGCUGGGGCGGUGGAGCACGGCCCGCAUGGGUUCCGGAGAGGCAUCAGCAUACCUUAGAGAUUUUCUCGAGGCCGUUAAUCUGCCGAACAGCAAAGUUGGGACCCAUAGUCUUAAGACCACCUUAUUGACGUGGGCGAGCCGCUCAGUUCGAAUCGACUUCAGUGAGCCCGAAAGGCUGCACCUGGGCCACCACUCGGAGGGAUCGUUCAAUCCAGAUUUGCCACCGGCCCGCCGGGUGGAGCACCUCGCCGAGGCCAUCAUGGUAGGGAGCUCGCAGGCGUCCAACUUGGGGCAGCACGCCCCAGCCGGGGAGGACAGUGCCUCCUCCGACGAUUCCGAGGCGGGGAUCCCAGAAGGUCACGGCGGGCGGCAGGCCGCAGACUUGGUUCGGGGGGCGUUCCCAGAUCAGUUCCUUCAGGACAUCGUGGUGCACAGGUUCUCGGGCAUAUCGCAUGUCGUUAAGGACUCCGGCAUGCUUUGGUGCCAUCGGCCUGUAAGUUCGAACUACACGCCACUGUCCGAAGCCGGCGUUGCUGCUGAGUUCCCUACUGCAUGCCAUCAGUGCUCGAGAGCCCUGGGCCUGGGGGACGACCCAAACGAUGCGCUACCUUUGGAGCCGGGACAGCGAGCGUUGGCAUGUCUCGACUCUUCUGCUUACUUCCUCGAGCGGCUCGCGAAGGUUGGCUUGUCUAAUGAGCUGAGGGACGCGCUGGCCCGAGCCGGGUACACGACCUUUGGGGCUCUUGCCUUUGCGGUCUCCUCGACCCCGGGUGCAGCUAGCGAUGAGGCCGUCUCCCGGUGGGCGCAGCACCUUGCAGAUCCGCUACCGAGUGAGCACCAAAUGUCAGUGUUGCGCCGCUUGCUCUUCGAAGCGCAGUCAAUGUCGAUUGCCGAGAUGCGUGACCGGGUAAAUCAGGCGCCAGGCGAGGCUCCCACUCGCAAGCUGCCAAUGAUAGAGCGGGCUGAAAGGCUCAAAGCCCUGCGUCGAAAGUUGCCUGGACUUAUCUUGACCCCGGACACUCUGCCAGCAAACCGCUUAGUGGAUAACUACGUUGACCAGCUUGAUUCGGGUGUGCUCAGCUACGUGAAGCCAGACGCGUGCAUCAGCCGAGCACAGGAGAUGGACUCCAACAAGAGGGAUCCGACCUUGCAGGUACAGGGAAAUGAGCUGAAGCUUGCCGCCAAGCAAGUGGAGCUGAGGUGCUCCAUCAGCACUGACAUGCAGUUGAGGCAAGCUUGGACUCGGAGGUCCCUUGCGAUGGAGCUUGCGCAGCUUGCCUCAUACACCGUGCUAGAAACCUGGGUUCAAAGCCUGUUCUCGAGGAUGCAGCGGGAGCCUCCUGCGGGGUAUCACUCAGUCUCGCUCUCUCAGGUUAUGGCUGCAGACCGGGAGCUUUUUCAGCUGUUGUCGCACAACCUUAUGGGGCAGAUCCAAGCGUCGGCUGGCGCUGCUCGACCCCUCGAUCUCGAGAUCGAAAGCUUAAGCAAGAGCACUGACGUGCUUGUGCACUUGCUGCCGCUUGUGAAGCCUCCUCCGAUGCCACACCCGACAAAGCGACCUCAUCCCGGGGCCGCGUCUCCCAAUCCAAUUUUGGCUGAGGGCCUCAGUGGCCCCGAACCACAGGAUGCCGAGAGCUUCGCUCUGAACCUCCUGGCGAAGGCCGAGAUCCCCGCAUCUUCUGUGGCUCAAUUGUCAUUCCUUUUGCCAUGCGAUUCCAGUGUUCGGCCGUCAAGCGGCCCCAAUGCCUUCCUUUUCAGCUGUGGUGCUUAUGUCCACGGGGGUGUCACGGGUACUUUUGCUAAUACUCGAACCCUGCCUGCAUGCACCCAGCUCCUUGCGCGUUUUGCAAAGCAGUUCGUCGGGGACUCUUUUCCAUUUACAUCCCUUGUGCUCCUUCGGGACAACCUCACUCACAUGCAUCGUGAUCGUAAUAAUACCGGCCUUAGCGCGUUGAUCCGAUGUUCAGAUUUUGAGGGUGGAGGUCUAUGGGUUGCCGACCCCAAGGGCUCCUCGCCCAUGCAGUUCGAAGGCAAGGUGCAUCAGGGCUCCACUCGGGAGCUUGACCGCUGCCUGUACUUUGAUCCGCGUCUUUUGCAUUGCACCUUACCAUGGUCCGAGGGUCCUCGAAUUGUCCUUGCAGCCUACUCGGUUCGAGAUGCUUGUAUACUCCCACAGGCCGAUGCUGACUUGCUGCUCAAGCUUGGAUUCGUUCGGGGCCCGGGCAAAGUUGAAGUGCCCUCGACUGUGGACUUGCAGCCCAAUACCCAGGCUUCCCCUAGUGGUUUAGGCCCUGCUUGCAGUCUCCCUUUGGGUGUUGGCGAGCCAACUUCACCGAGCCCAGCAAAGCUGGAUCCGCCUGCCAAGCGACCCUUGUUCAUCGAGCUCUUCGCUGGAUCCGCAGGACUGUCUCGGGCCAUGCUCGACUUUGGGUUCGAAGUCGUUACCUUUGAUCAUUACGUCAACCACCCUAAGGCCCCGGUCUGUAAACUGGAUUUGGCCACUGCCUCUGGGCAAUCGGUUGUCUGGGAUCUUCUUCAAGCCCGAGUGCCCUUUGCCGUACAUCUCGCGCCUCCGAUUCUUGCUGGCCAUGAGGCCCUUUUGGUGUUCUGUUGUGACGUCGUCGGCUGGUGCACCCAACAUGAUGUCGUCGUGUCCCUUGAACAGCCUGACCGAAGUGAAAGCUGGGCCCUGCUCACGUCGAUGGCCCGAUCGCGUCUCCCCGCCGCGGGCCUGUCCAAAUGGGCUGGCCUCCAGAAGAUCGUGUACCCCCUCUGUAUGCACGGGGGGUCGAGCCGAGCCCUGACUCGUCUCCUUUGUACGGCUCGGGUUUUUGACACUCUGGCUGUUGCUUGCGACGGCAAGCAUUGGCAUGGUCCGCGCCCCGGACCUUGGGCUGCACCUGCAGCCUACCCGCCGGUCCUCUGCCAUCGCCUAGCCGGCUGCCUGCUCCAGUGUGCCAAGGCUCGGAAUACUGCCCCGGGGCCGCUCUCCCGAAUUAAAGAGGCCUCGACUGCUGCGGUGGGCCGCCAAACAAAGCGCCAUGCCCCUUUAGUGCCCGAGUACCGCGCCUUUAGGGUAGUCCCGUCGGGUUCUAAGCUUCAGCCCUCCGAGCGCAUCCUCUCUGCCAAGUGCGCGGGGGGAUCAACCGAGGAUGGACCCGAAAUCUCGGGGAAGCAGUGGAAACUGGGGAUAUUGCAUUCUCCCCCUGAGUUUCUGAAUAAGGCCUUAAGCUGCCCUCACCCCCUUGAUGCUGCCAGACCGUUGUCUAAACACUUUCUGGAUGCCCUUAAAGCUGUGAUGACGACACCUCCUAAGGUCUUAGAGCUCAAGAGGAAAUUGGCGAUUGCUAAGGCUGAAAUUCUUGUCAAGAAGCUUAGCUGCUCUGAGAAGACUAGGCACAAUGCCCUACCGGAUCAUAUGAAGAAGGUGCUUGAAAGCAAGAAUCUUUCUCUCUUCGAGGCGCUCCUCAAGGAACAUGCGUACUGGGACAUGGGGGUAGUCCAGCUCAUGGAACAGGGAGUGGACCUUGUUGGGUUUCAGGACACCCCUUCUUGCUAUCCCCAAAAGAUUGCUCCUGCCACCAUGUCGAGGGACGAGUUCCUUGACUCCGCCGAAUGGAGGCGGCGGGCUCUCACAACACCCGGCGCCAGGGCUCCGGAUGCCGGGCAGCUCGCCCACCUUGAGCAGACAUGCAAGGAAGAGGUAGACCUUGGGUUCAUGCUGGGACCCUACACGGAGGAUCAAGUGUCCCGGCUGUUCGGCCACACUCGCUGGUCGUGUAUCCGGCGGUUCGUCUUGGAGCAGAAGCCGGGGAAACUUCGGCCCAUUGAUGACGCAAAGGAAGCGCUCGUGAACAGCGCCAGCACCUCAACGAUGCGACUCGAGCUCGAGGACGCCGACUACCUGUCUGCUAUGGCUCUCGAGGUUGCCCGACGCAUCCUGGCUGACCCUUCCAAACCCGGUGCGGUGCCAUGGGUAGCCAGGUGUCUUGACUUGACUAAAGCCUACAAACAGAUGUGUGUUUCGGAGCGUGACCUGCCGGUCUCGGUGGUCUUCUUUCUUGAUGGACAGGGUAAGCCCAGGUACUACGUGAGCCACUCGCUGUUAUUCGGGUGCACAUCGUCAGUAUUUGCAUUCAACAGGGUGUCCAAAGCAAUCUCCUUCCUGUUGAACCAAAUGUUGCUUGUGCCAAGCUCCGUGUUCUACGACGACUUUCCUCUUCUGUCACCGAACAACACAAGUGACAGCGCAACAUGGGCCACAACCGCACUGCUUGAUCUUCUGGGCUGGGGUCACGCCCGCGUGGGCAAGGACGCUAAAGGCGUUCCAUUUGCGGCAAGCUUCGAGGUCCUUGGGAUGUCGAUGCAACUUGAUGGUGUUCACCGUGGACGCCUGACCCUUCAGAACAAAGCCGGACGUAUCGAGCAGCUCGUGGCCUUGUUUCAGGGAUUUCUUGACAGGGGUGCCAUCACGGUGCACGAGGCACAAGUCGCCCAUGGACUCUUGAACUUCUCUGCAGGCUAUGUGAAUGGUCGGGCCUUACGCUUAACAUGCCAGGAGCUCCUUCGCUUGACAAAGGCUUCGAGCCCCGCCUCUUCGAAGGCGAUCCGCAGCUUCUGCGUCAACAGCAUUGAGGCCCUCCGUGCACUUAGCCCACGCGUGCUCAGUGUGUGGGACAGCCGAGCCCCAAUACACAUCUUCACGGACGGUGCGUGGGAGCAGCGCCGGGCCGGAAUCGGUGCCGUCAUCUUUGACACAGCUUCCGGCAAGUCGUGGACUUAUGAGGGUCUCGUCCCAGAGCCACUCAUCCUCCGAUGGGAGGCCGAGGUCGGGACUCAGCUCAUUUGCCAGAUCGAGUUGUACGCUGUGGUAUGCCUGAGGUGGGCCCUGGCUUCCACCCUUGACCACAGGCGCUUGAUUUGGUGGAUCGAUAACGAAUCGGCACGCUAUGGUCUGAUCAAAGGCAUUUCGGAUAGUCCUUCGAUGUCAUCCUUGAUUCAGUCUUUUGCGAUUGCAGACUCCAAGGCACCUUCGUACAGUUGGUACGAGAGGGUCCCAUCCUUCUCUAACAUCGCAGAUGGCCCGAGCAGGGGUGAUUCAUCAGAGGCCCUGGCCGUCUGCACCGACAAGGUGGGAAACGACUACCCGCUUGACCAAAGCCUCACCCGGAGGCUCUUGUCAUCUUGA